AUGUCAUAUUUCAACACCACCAGCUUCACCAACCCCCCCACCUUCAUCCUGCAGGGCAUUCCGGGCCUGGAAGCAGCCCAUGUCUGGAUCUCCAUCCCCUUCUGUGUCAUGUAUGCCCUAGCCCUCGUAGGGAACAUCACCAUCCUCUUCGUUGUGAAGAUGGAGCCGAGCCUCCACGAGGCCUGCCUCACCCAGAUGUACUUCAUUCACUGGUUUGCAGCGAUCGAGUCUGGGAUAUUGGCCGCCAUGGCUUUGGAUCGCUACUGGCAUAGUAGAACCAACAUCAUCCCUGAGCCGUACUGUUCGCACAUCGCCGUGGUGAAACUGGCCUGCGGUGACAGCAGCGUCAGUAGUUACUACGGACUCUUUGUAAUGCUUUGUGUGGUUGGUCUGGAUGUGAUUUCUAUUGCCAUCUCCUACAUGCUGAUCCUCAGGGCCAUCUUCAUCCUCCCCACAAAGGAUGCCCGGCUGAAGACCUUUUUGACCUGUGGCACACACCUCUGUGCUAUUGUAAUAUUUUACAUCCCAAGUGUCAUCUACUCCCUCAUGUCCCGUUUCGGAAAGAAUUUUCCCCUGCAUGUCCAUGUUCUCCUUGGCAACAUGCACUUCCUGCUGCCCCCCAUGCUCAAUCCGAUCAUCUACGGGUGGCCAUAUUGUAGAACCAACAUCAUCCCUGAGCCGUACUGUGUCCACAUCGCUGUGGUGAAGCUGGCCUGCGCCGACACCCGCGUCAAUAGUUACUAUGGACUCUUUGUGCUGUUCGGUGUGGUUGGUUUGGAUAUGAUUUUUAUUGCCUUAUCCUACUUGCAGAUCCUCAGAGCCAUCUUCAACCUCCCCACAAAGGACGCCCGACUCAAGACCUUUUUGACAUGUGGCUCACACCUCUGCGCCAUCGGAAUCUUUUAUAUCCCAAGUGUCAUCUAUUCCCUCAUCUACCGUUUUGGACAGAAUUUUCCUCAGCAUGUCCAUGUUCUCUUUGGCAACAUGCACUUCCUGCUGCCCCCCAUGCUAAAUCCUAUCAUUUAUGGGGUGAAGACCAAACAGAUCCGGGCCCGGCUGCUCGGGCUUGUUACUCGUAAAUAG
Messenger RNA from Pelodiscus sinensis (Chinese soft-shelled turtle), 1083 nucleotides. The record is from RefSeq and is a predicted model, not a curated record. NCBI's taxonomy places the organism in Eukaryota, Metazoa, Chordata, Testudines, Trionychidae.